Messenger RNA from Quercus robur (English oak), 1651 nucleotides. RefSeq names its product tubulin beta-2 chain. The coding region runs from base 89 to 1429 and encodes 446 amino acids. Gene Ontology annotation, molecular function: GTP binding; GTPase activity; structural constituent of cytoskeleton. Lineage: Eukaryota; Viridiplantae; Streptophyta; Magnoliopsida; Fagales; Fagaceae. The transcript has 3 exons. Gene Ontology annotation, biological process: mitotic cell cycle; microtubule cytoskeleton organization. Gene Ontology annotation, cellular component: cytoplasm; microtubule. The record is from RefSeq and is a predicted model, not a curated record.
UACCCCACAUUUUCCUUUUCUCUCUCUCACCAAAAGUUCAAAACUUCUCAAACCCUAAUUUUCGAAUUCGCUCUCUGCUCUUCCGAAAAUGAGAGAAAUCCUUCACAUCCAAGGAGGCCAAUGUGGGAACCAAAUCGGUGCCAAGUUCUGGGAAGUGGUUUGCGCCGAGCACGGCAUCGAUUCCACCGGCCGCUACUGCGGUGACUCGGAACUUCAACUCGAGAGGGUCAACGUGUACUACAAUGAAGCGAGUUGUGGGCGAUUUGUGCCUCGUGCUGUUCUGAUGGACUUGGAGCCCGGGACCAUGGACAGCUUGAGGUCCGGUCCUUAUGGUCAGAUUUUCAGGCCGGACAACUUCGUUUUCGGCCAGUCCGGUGCCGGAAACAACUGGGCUAAAGGGCAUUACACUGAAGGUGCCGAGUUGAUCGAUUCGGUUCUCGAUGUUGUUCGAAAAGAGGCCGAAAAUUGUGACUGCCUACAAGGGUUUCAGGUGUGUCACUCAUUGGGUGGUGGAACUGGAUCUGGAAUGGGGACGCUUUUGAUUUCGAAGAUUAGGGAGGAGUACCCGGAUCGGAUGAUGAUGACUUUUUCGGUGUUCCCUUCUCCUAAGGUGUCGGAUACGGUUGUGGAGCCUUACAAUGCCACUUUGUCUGUUCAUCAACUGGUGGAAAAUGCUGAUGAGUGCAUGGUUCUUGACAAUGAGGCCCUUUAUGACAUUUGCUUCCGAACUCUCAAACUCACUACUCCCAGUUUUGGUGAUUUGAAUCAUCUAAUAUCUGCAACCAUGUCUGGAGUCACCUGCUGCCUUAGGUUCCCAGGCCAGCUCAACUCUGAUCUUCGGAAGCUUGCUGUGAAUCUCAUUCCAUUUCCUCGUCUUCACUUUUUCAUGGUGGGAUUUGCGCCUCUAACAUCACGAGGCUCUCAGCAGUACCGUUCACUGACGGUUCCUGAGCUCACUCAACAAAUGUGGGAUUCAAAGAACAUGAUGUGUGCAGCGGACCCACGACAUGGCCGUUAUCUGACAGCAUCGGCUAUGUUCCGUGGUAAGAUGAGCACCAAAGAGGUCGAUGAACAGAUGUUGAAUGUGCAGAACAAGAACUCUUCCUACUUUGUUGAGUGGAUUCCCAACAAUGUGAAAUCAACAGUUUGUGAUAUUCCACCAACUGGUCUCAAGAUGGCCUCAACCUUCAUUGGGAAUUCAACAUCAAUCCAGGAGAUGUUCCGGAGGGUGAGCGAGCAAUUCACUGCCAUGUUUAGGAGGAAGGCUUUCUUGCAUUGGUAUACUGGGGAGGGCAUGGAUGAGAUGGAGUUUACCGAGGCAGAGAGCAACAUGAAUGAUCUGGUUGCAGAGUAUCAGCAGUAUCAAGAUGCAACAGCUGAUGAGGAAGGAGAGUAUGAAGAUGAGGAGGAAGAGUAUGAGCAAGAAUGAUUGGGAUUAACGCCCGAUGAUGGGUUAUUGGGGAACUUGCUAUCUAAUAUACUAUAUAGUAGCAAAGUCUUUUUUUAACCUCAACUUCCAGUUGCUGGUUAUGUAGUAUUUGACUGAAGAAGGAAAGACAAAUUAAACUAUAUUCUGCUAUAUCAUCUGGUUUUGUAGCAUAACUUUUUUAAUUAGACUUCUAGUAGUAAAAUUUGCUAUUAUUAAAUUCUA